Molecule: messenger RNA, 2043 nt
Organism: Seriola aureovittata
Lineage: Eukaryota; Metazoa; Chordata; Actinopteri; Carangiformes; Carangidae
Gene: ntmt1
Product: N-terminal Xaa-Pro-Lys N-methyltransferase 1
Exons: 4
Coding region: 105-773 (222 amino acids)
Biological process (GO): N-terminal protein amino acid methylation
Cellular component (GO): cytoplasm
Molecular function (GO): N-terminal protein N-methyltransferase activity
Source: RefSeq, a predicted model, not a curated record
CAUGAGGCGCCUCGGUCUCAAAUAGAAAGCCGAAGCUCGGACAGUGGGACCGGGCGUGUGUGGGGAGAAGGGGGGUGUAGGAGCCGGUGUGACUCGAGACGAGGAUGGGUGACAUAGCACAAAAUGAAGCAAGCUUCUACUCCAACGCUGAGGGCUACUGGAAGGACGUUCCCCCCACAGUGGAGGGCAUGCUGGGAGGUUACGGCAGCAUCUCCAGCAUUGAUAUCAAUGGCUCCAAGGCGUUCCUGCAGAAGUUUCUCGGUGAGGGGGAGGGGAAGACGGGGAUGACCUGUGCUCUGGACUGUGGGGCCGGUAUCGGGAGGAUCACCAAGCGUUUGCUGCUGCCUCUGUUCAGGACUGUGGACCUGGUCGACGUGACGCAGGAGUUCCUGGACAAAGCUAAGAAUUACCUGGGAGAGGAGAGCAAGAGAGUGGGGCACUACUUCUGCAGCGGCCUGCAGGAUUUUGUACCAGAGAGUGGACGCUAUGAUGUCAUCUGGAUCCAGUGGGUCAUUGGCCACCUGACAGAUGACCACCUGGUGGACUUCCUGCAACGCUGCCAGAAAGCCCUGCGCCCCAACGGCCUCGUCAUCAUCAAGGACAAUGUGUCGUACGAGGGUGUGGUCCCCGACGAGGUGGACAGCAGUGUCUGCCGUGACCUGGAAAUAGUACGCAGUCUGGUGCGCAGAGCGGGUCUGAGCAUUGUCCACGAGGAGCAACAGAUGGACUUCCCUAAGGAGAUCUACCAAGUCCACACGCUGGCUCUCAGAUAGAGGACAGGAAGUGGCCUUUCUCUAUUUAUGAUCUGUCUGGACGUGAUCUGCAGUGUGAUGUAUCUGUGCAGCGCGUGUUGCUAACUGUUAGCAUCAGUGCCCUGCUAUGUGCUUAUUGCUGAGUCGUCGUUUCUGGCCUUAGGGUUCAGUCACACUACACCUCUGUGUUGUGAACACUCACUCUAUCUCCCAUUCAAGAUUCAACAUGGAUAAAUUCAAGCAUGUACUUCCUGUUUCAGUGUGAUCUCUACCAGGCUCACAGGUCAGAGGUCACAGCGGGCAAAUAGAAACUCAAACCGCAGCAUCACUCCUACAGACAGUUUACAGUUUGUGUGACCGAACCCUGUCGUCCAAUGGAUGUGGAUUCAGUCAUGUUGCAUUCAUGGUCCGAUGUCCACAGUCAGCAGACAUGUUUCCAGCACUGAGAGCUGUUGCAUUGUUGUUUAUUAUGUAAUGAAAACACACUUUCAGCUUGUUGAUGAUUGAUGUGUUUAAUUACUAUAAUACACACACACACACACACUGUCUCACCUUUAUUUCCUGAAUACUGUAUAUUAGCAAAAGGAAAACCAUAGAGCUGACACAGUUAGUCGAUUGAUUGAUAGGUCAAUCAACAGAAAAUGAAUCAACUAUUUUGAUAAUAAGUUAAUUGAGUAAUUUUUAAAACAAAUAUGGCAGACGUCUGCUUGUUCCAGCUUCUCUCCAUCUUUGGCUUUGGACAGAUCGAGAGACUUUGGAGACUGGGAAAGUGUGAUGAGUGAUUUUCAACAUUUAAUGGACAAAACCGAAGUAUUUGGCAAAUGAAAAUAGAAAAAUUAGUUCCAGCAAUUCCAUCAUGGGAGAAUUUACAUAAACGAUAAAAACAAGUUGUUCUGUGAAGUCAAUAACAGAAGGCGUCAUGUCCAUUAAAUAUAGACCUGAUGCUUCAGAGACAACAGAAGAGUAAAAGAAUCCGUCUCAGGAUCUGUGAGCAGGACGCUCUGGUCUGGUAUCCAGUGGACAACAGCUGGAGUGUUGGUGGAUCAUGUCCAGCAGCAGAGACACUGGGAGUUAGCGACAGCAGCAGUGGACUCUUCACUGACUUUUACCUCAGGGAAACUCAACCAUAAACAAAACAAACCACCGAUCUGAGACAAUGUGUUUUUCUUUUCUCCAGUUCUCGGGUCACAUGACUAAUUAUCACAGUCAACUUUUUUUUAGAACAUGACAAUUAUACAACACGAAACUACUUCAGCUGGACUCCACUCUGAAUAAAGACUCAUGUAGAGGA